GUCUUGGGUUACAACAGCACUAACAACAGGUAGCAUUGCACACAGGCAGUUGCUGGGAAGGCUCCGCCCCCAUCUCUGGCUAGGAGCCCUGCAGGUGAUGAUAAACAAGCUCCUGUGGAAUUGUGGGUAGACACUGGACUUGUAAACGAAAGGCUUCAUAAGUACCUCUUUGCUUAGUAUUUUGCUCGUCCUUUCCCCAGGGUGCACGUAACCCUCAAGCACUAGGACCGUGCGGAAUCCAGGCUACGAUGGCACCUUCAUGUACCGCCCGCAUUCAAUUGUUCCUUUUGCGGGCGCUAGGCUUUCUCAUAGGCUUAGUAGGUCGAGCAGCUUUAGUCUUAAGGGGUCCAAAGUUUGCCUCAAAGACCCCUCCGCCUGUGACUGAACCAUUGCUUCUGCUUUCGGGGAUGCAGCUGGCCAAGCUGAUCCGACAGAGAAAGGUGAAAUGUAUAGAUGUUGUUCAGGCUUAUAUCAACAGAAUCAAGGACGUGAACCCAAUGAUCAAUGGAAUUGUCAAGUACAGGUUUGAGGAAGCAAUGAAGGAGGCUCAUGCUGUAGAUCAAAAGCUUGCAGAGAAGCACGAAGAUGAAGCCACCCUGGAAAAUAAAUGGCCCUUCCUUGGGGUUCCUUUGACAGUCAAGGAAGCUUUCCAGCUACAAGGAAUGCCCAAUUCUUCUGGACUCAUGAACCGCCGUGAUGCCAUUUCCAAAACAGAUGCCACUGUGGUGGCAUUACUGAAGGAAGCUGGUGCCAUUCCCCUUGGCAUAACCAACUGUAGUGAGUUGUGUAUGUGGUAUGAAUCCAGUAACAAGAUCUAUGGCCGAUCAAACAACCCAUAUGAUUUUCAGCAUAUUGUAGGUGGAAGUUCUGGUGGUGAGGGCUGCACACUGGCAGCUGCCUGCUCAGUGAUUGGUGUGGGCUCUGAUAUUGGUGGUAGCAUUCGAAUGCCUGCUUUCUUCAAUGGUAUAUUUGGACACAAGCCUUCUCCAGGUAAUGUUAAUAUGAUUGGAAGGGGGGUUCUACUUUUAUAAUUCAGAGCAAUUCAGAAAUUUUGUUCCUAGCAGGAUUAUCUUACUUAUCAGGGUGAUUAUUACAUAUUUCUCAAUGUACUUAAAUAAAACUAGGUACUGUUUAUUGAGCACCAACUCUGGGAUUGGUGCACAAAAUUGUGCAAGAGUCUCCUAUAACUAAUUUCAUUUAAUACUUAUAGUAGUUGGGUUUUUUUUUCAGAAAGAUAUCCCCAGUUUACAAAUGACAAAUUCAAAGCUCAGAAAGAUUAAAUAAACCUACCCCAAAUUAAAUAGUUAAACAAGUAAAUCAUAGUGCUAGGAUUCAAACCUACUUGGAUUACAGGAGACUGUUUUCUAUCCACUGUACUAAAAUGACUUAUCAGGUAAAUUUGAUUUUCCCUCAUUUAAAGGGCAAAACAACACAAUUUCAGAAACAGUGGAAAGAAAAAGUAAAAUUCUGUCACCUAGAAACUCUAGUUAUUGGCAUUUACUGUUUUUUCAAUGAAUUCAAGGAGUAUUUAUUUUGUAUUAUUUAUGAUGGUAAGAAUGUUAAAGCAGAGUCCCUUCAUUCAAGGAACUUAAAAUCUUCUAGACUUACAAAAAGUGAUUUAAAGGUAAUAUAAGGUAGUCUAAUAAAUAGAAUUGUGGUAUAGUAAAGCAGAACAUUUUGAAAUUUAGAUUAAUCAUAAAAAUAUGCUAAGAAUAAAUCCUCAUUUGGUCAUGGUUUUUAGGAAUCAGCAUUAUAAUAAUGGUCCAUAUACACCAUGGAAUACUAUGUAGCCAUGGAAAAGAAC
Molecule: messenger RNA, 1804 nt
Organism: Cercocebus atys (sooty mangabey)
Lineage: Eukaryota; Metazoa; Chordata; Mammalia; Primates; Cercopithecidae
Product: fatty-acid amide hydrolase 2-like
Exons: 5
Coding region: 249-1031 (260 amino acids)
Source: RefSeq, a predicted model, not a curated record